GAGCCCCCCGCUUUAUGGGGGCUGGCAGCCGCAUGGCGGCGGCGUGGGGGCGGCUCCUGCGGGGGCCGCUUACGGCAGCCCCGGGCCGCGCUUGCAGCACGGGCGCGCCCGUGAGGGCUCCUUCUGCCGCGGCUCAGGAGCUGCAAAGCUCAGGAAGAGGACGUUUUCUACUGGAACAUGCUGCUCCCUUCUCUGCCUUUUUGACAGACAGCUUUGGGCGUCAGCACAAUUACUUGCGAAUUUCUUUGACCGAGAAAUGCAACCUUAGGUGUCAGUAUUGUAUGCCGGAGGAAGGUGUUCAGCUGACCCCUAAAUCAGAGCUACUUACUACUCAGGAAGUAAUCACCCUAGCCAGACUGUUUGUGAAAGAAGGCGUUGAAAAAAUUCGACUGACAGGAGGAGAGCCGCUUAUCCGUCCUGAUGUGGUUGAUAUUGUGGGCUUUCACAAAGUAAUGGAAGGAAUCCACAAAGCUACUGAACUUGGCUACCAUCCUGUUAAGGUAAACUGUGUGGUGAUGCGAGGUUUCAAUGAGGAUGAGCUGCUGGACUUUGUGGAUUUCACUAAAGAUCUGCCCCUUGAUGUGAGGUUCAUAGAAUACAUGCCCUUUGAUGGCAAUAAAUGGAAUUUCAAGAAGAUGGUAAGCUACAAAGAAAUGCUUGAUACAAUUAAACAGCGAUGGCCUGAACUGGUGAAAUUGCCCUGUGAGACUUCCAGCACAGCCAAGAGUUAUAAGGUGCCACAUUUCCAGGGGCAAAUCAGCUUCAUCACCUCCAUGUCAGAGCACUUCUGUGGAUCCUGCAAUCGACUGAGGAUAACAGCAGAUGGGAACUUAAAGGUGUGCCUUUUUGGGAAUUCAGAAGUGUCCUUGAGAGAUCACCUACGUUCAGGUGCCUCAGAGGAAGAGCUGAUUCAAAUCAUUGGAGCAGCAGUAGGCAGAAAAAAGAAGCAGCAUGCUGGUAUGUUUAACAUUUCCCAGAUGAAAAACCGGCCAAUGAUCCUGAUUGAGCCUGCACUGAUGUCAUUCCCACUACGCCAAGACACCCUACAGAAUCCCUCAAAUUCGGAACAGUGGGGCCACACGUUUAGCCGUUGGCUGACUUUGAGAGCAAGUUUACCUGAAAAAAUGGGAAAAGCAUUAAUUAAAAAGAAGCUUACAGGACCACUCUUCCUGCCAGGAACUCAUCCAGAGCAGCAUUGGUCCACGAACCCAGGAAUUCUACAAAUGCUGCUCAGAAGUUUCCAUGUCUUCCAGAAGGACCCAAGCUCCACAUUUGACACAAAGUGCCUUGAAGCUUUUCCUGUUGGCCAAGUUUCUGUUUCCAAAGAGGGAGGUCCAGGGUCUGAAUUCUGUACCAGGGAUUCAGAAUCUUGCACCAAGGUACCACGUGCCUCUGACAACUUGACUCACACUGAUGAGGAAGGGCGGGCUGCAAUGGUUGAUGUUGGAGGGAAGCCAGAUUCAAGAAGAAGUGCUGUUGCUGGUGCUGUUGUCCGCCUGGGUGAGAAGGCAUUUGGAAUGGUGAGGCAGAACCAGGUGAAGAAAGGGGAUGUGCUGGCAGUAGCCCAAAUUGCAGGAAUUCAGGGAGCCAAGCUGACCAGCCAGUUGAUCCCGUUGUGUCACAACAUCUCCCUCAAUCAUGUUGAGGUAUCUCUGAGCCUGGAUGAGGCCAGAUUUGCAGUGGUGAUUCGCAGCUCCUGUCAGACCUGGGGGAGGACAGGUGUGGAGAUGGAAGCUCUAACAGCUGCCAGCCUGGCUGCUCUGACUGUGUAUGACAUGUGCAAAGCAGUUACUCAGGACAUUGUGAUUGAAGAGGUCAAGUUGCUUAGUAAGACAGGUGGGCAGAGAGGAGACUUCUUGAGGGUCUAGAUCAUAUCCAGAUACCUCCAGGUGACCACUGUUCAUGAUCAGCCUGUUACAGAACUACUUUUGCCCAGCUAGUAGGCUUGGAGACCGCAGCAGCUCUGCCAUAAAACAACUCUACAAUUCCAGUUUUCCCAUCUUACUGAUGGGAAACAGUCACUUAUUCCUGUUGAUAACAAUGUGCAUAUUUUAGAGGACAGAUUUCUCCACUCUGCCACUACCUUAAUUUCAGAGUCCCCACUGUGAGCUUGAGCAAAUGUUCCUAGUUGUGCCAGAGAGCUGGUCAGUUUUUUCUUUUCUCCUGUGAAAUAUUCACAGCUGCUGUCAUCACCCAAUACAACUGUGAACACUGGAAACGAAGCAAGUGCUGUCAGUUGGCAACUCUUUAAGUUAAGGUUUGAGAUUUUAGAAUGGUGUCUGUCAGUCUGUCCUCAUGGCCUCUGUAGCUGGGAGGUGGUGACAGUAGGAAGAACACAGGUUUGGAGUAUUACCUUAUGGCAGAGGUUUAACAGUGAAACAGCCAGUGCCGGAGGGGCAGCUCCCGUUCUUGUGUAUUGCUACUGUUUCAUUUGUCUGCAAGUGGGAAAUAACAGGUUCAAAAGAAAACCAAGGCAGCAGCC
This is a messenger RNA of Dryobates pubescens (Downy woodpecker), 2482 nucleotides long. RefSeq names its product molybdenum cofactor synthesis 1 (gene MOCS1). Bases 15 to 1868 code for a protein of 617 amino acids. Gene Ontology annotation, biological process: Mo-molybdopterin cofactor biosynthetic process. The transcript is spliced from 10 exons. Gene Ontology annotation, molecular function: 4 iron, 4 sulfur cluster binding; GTP 3',8'-cyclase activity; cyclic pyranopterin monophosphate synthase activity. The record is from RefSeq and is a predicted model, not a curated record. NCBI's taxonomy places the organism in Eukaryota, Metazoa, Chordata, Aves, Piciformes, Picidae.